Euleptes europaea (tarantolino) is the source of this 2167-nucleotide messenger RNA. It is a transcript of the gene ESRP1, whose product is annotated as epithelial splicing regulatory protein 1. Lineage: Eukaryota; Metazoa; Chordata; Lepidosauria; Squamata; Sphaerodactylidae. The transcript has 15 exons. The record is from RefSeq and is a predicted model, not a curated record. Gene Ontology annotation, molecular function: RNA binding. Gene Ontology annotation, cellular component: ribonucleoprotein complex. The coding region runs from base 8 to 1918 and encodes 636 amino acids.
CCUCGCCAUGACGACCUCUCCCGACUACCUGGUGGUCUUGUUCGGGGCCACGGCGGGGGCCAAUGGGGCUAGGCUGGGAUCCGACGAGCGGGAGUUGAUCCAGCUGCUGUGGAAGGUGGUGGAUCUGGCCAACAAGAAGGUGGGAAACCUCCACGAAGUGCUGAUCAAACCUGAUCUUUUGGAGCUGAUAGAUGAGUGCCAAGAAGAAACCCAGAGUAUGUUGGACAGCCUGAUGCUAGCCCCACAGCUGGAGCAGGCUCUGAGACAGUUUAACCAGUCUGUGAGCAAUGAACUAAAUAUUGGUGUGGGUACUUCAUUCUGUCUCUGCACUGACGGCCAGCUUCAUAUCAGGCAGGUUCUACACCCUGAAGCUUCCAAAAAGAAUAUCUUGUUGCCUGAAUGUUUCUACUCGUUUUUUGAUCUACGAAAAGAAUUCAAGAAAUGUUGUCCAGGCUCACCUGAAAUUGACAAGUUGGAUGCUAAAGCCAUGGCAGAACAUCUGAAUCUUGACCGGGACAAUUCAGCACAGCGUUUUGGUGUAUUUCAAGUGGAAGACAUGGGGAAUGUCAUCUUAACACUAAUUUCUGAACCAUACAAUCACAGAUUCUCAGAUCCAGAAAGAGUAAGCUACAAAUUUGAGAGUGGAACCUGCAGCAAGAUGGAACUCGUUGAUGACAACACCAUAAUCCGAGCAAGAGGUUUACCAUGGCAGUCAUCUGAUCAGGACAUUGCUAGAUUCUUCAAAGGCUUAAACAUUGCUAAAGGCGGGGCCGCGCUUUGCCUUAAUGCCCAGGGCAGGAGGAACGGGGAAGCUCUUGUCAGGUUUGUAAGUGAAGAGCACAGAGAUCUAGCCCUGCAAAGACACAAGCAUCACAUGGGGAACCGGUACAUUGAGGUAUACAAAGCAACAGGUGAAGAUUUUCUUAAAAUUGCAGGAGGAACAUCCAAUGAAGUAGCCCAGUUCUUGUCAAAAGAGAACCAAGUGAUUGUUCGGAUGCGGGGCCUUCCCUUCAACGUGACAACAGAAGAAGUGUUAGCAUUUUUUGGUCAGCAUUGUCCUGUGACGGGUGGAAAGGAAGGAAUCCUCUUCGUUACGUACCCUGAUAAUCGGCCAACGGGGGAUGCAUUCGUGUUGUUUGCCUGUGAAGAAUAUGCACAGAAUGCAUUAAAAAAACACAAGGACUUGUUGGGUAAAAGGUAUAUAGAACUCUUCCGGAGCACAGCAGCUGAAGUACAGCAGGUGUUGAACAGGUACUCUUCUGCACCUCUCAUUCCUCUUCCGACUCCGCCUAUCCUUCCUGUGCUACCUCAGCAAUAUGUACCUCCCACCAAUGUUAGGGACUGCAUACGACUACGUGGUCUUCCCUAUGCUGCCACUAUAGAGGACAUUUUGGGGUUCCUGGGGGAGUUUUCUGCAGAUAUCAGAACUCAUGGGGUUCACAUGGUAUUAAAUCACCAGGGACGUCCAUCUGGAGAUGCUUUCAUCCAAAUGAAAUCUUCAGACCGAGCAUUUAUGGCUGCUCAGAAGUGCCAUAAGAAAACCAUGAAGGACAGAUACGUUGAAGUCUUUCAGUGUUCUGCCGAGGAGAUGAACUUUGUGUUAAUGGGGGGCACGUUAAAUCGAAAUGGCUUAUCCCCGCCACCAUGUAAGUUACCAUGUAUUUCUCCACCUUCGUACACUUUUCCAGCCCCCGCAGCAGUAAUCCCAACGGAAGCAGCCCUGUACCAACCCUCUGUGCUCCUCAAUCCACGGACGCUCCAGCCCUCCACGGCAUACUAUCCAGCGGGCACUCAGCUCUUUAUGAACUACACAGCAUACUACCCCAGUAUGCAGCAAAGAAUGGAUCUGUACUCACAGAUGAGUCGGCCAGGCCAGUGCCCAAAGAAUGGAUUUGUCUUUAAAGGUCCGAGCAGUUAGACUUCCUUAACAAAGAUUCUUCCUGACUUCCUGAACAAUGUCAAACAGCCAAAAUGGAGUUCCUUCUGUCUACACUCCCGACUGCAGCCGUCUAGUGCAAGAAAAUUUGCCACUGGUGUGGAUAUCUGCCUGUGUCUUUAAGGGAAAAAAUAGCAAUUGCAUGCACACUUGACUCACUCCACUUAUGCAAGCUUGCCAUUAAAGAUGUUUAAGCUGUUACCUCAUAAGAGCACAACUGCCAAAUGCACA